AUGAACGGUACUAACAUUGAAGCAGACGUCCAAAUCAAGAAUGAGAACGAGCAUGACCAUGAUGUGGACAGAGCACGAAGUUUCGAAGGGCAAUUAAACCGAUUCCUACAUCAAACCAAUACGACAGUCACAGGGAAAGCGACUCCGGUCGUUCAGCGAAGAAUAAUCACUCGCUCGCAAUCAAUCACCUCAAUCGACUCUACACAAUCUCCCUCUCCUUUACCAAGCAAAACACCAACAUUAACCAUACAAGAAUACAACCGCUCUCCAAUCCGCAAACCCAAAUCCCGCAAAACAUCCUCCAAGUCAACCGCCACCACCACCACCACCACCACAACAAUAUACUCACCCCCCUCCCGCCUCCGCGACUCAAUAACACCGAACCUAAUCCUCCUCCUCAUCGGCGUAAACCCGGGCCUCCUAACCGGCUCAACAGGCUACGCCUACGCGCACCCAUCAAACCUCUUCUGGAAGCUCCUCCAUUCCUCCGGAAUAACCACGAUCCGCCACCCACCAAGCGACACCUACCGUCUCCCGGAACUCUACAACAUCGGAAACACAAAUAUCGUCGAACGCCCCACCCGAGACGCAAGUAUGCUCUCAAAAGCUGAAAUGAAUGCCGGCGUCCCCAUCCUCGAGUCUAAAAUAGCAUCCUCAAGACCAGAAGCGGUUGCCUUGGUGGGUAAAAGUAUUUGGGAAAGUGUAUGGAGAGUUCGGCAUGGAAGGGCCAUAAAAAAGGAAGAGUUUAGGUAUGGAUGGCAAGAUGACAGUGAAAAUAUGGGGAAAUGCGAGGGGUGGAAUGGGGCGAGGGUUUUUGUGGCUACAACUACGAGUGGAUUGGCUGCUACUAUGAGUCUGGAGGAGAAGCAGGAGGAGCCAGAUAUGUAA
Talaromyces stipitatus ATCC 10500 is the source of this 888-nucleotide messenger RNA. Its product is annotated as mismatch-specific thymine-DNA glycosylase, putative. The transcript is spliced from 2 exons. Bases 1 to 888 code for a protein of 295 amino acids. Lineage: Eukaryota; Fungi; Ascomycota; Eurotiomycetes; Eurotiales; Trichocomaceae. Gene Ontology annotation, molecular function: mismatch base pair DNA N-glycosylase activity. Gene Ontology annotation, biological process: base-excision repair, AP site formation. The record is from RefSeq and is a predicted model, not a curated record.